Molecule: messenger RNA, 3156 nt
Organism: Arvicola amphibius (Eurasian water vole)
Lineage: Eukaryota; Metazoa; Chordata; Mammalia; Rodentia; Cricetidae
Gene: Tmem161a
Product: transmembrane protein 161A
Exons: 12
Coding region: 263-1654 (463 amino acids)
Source: RefSeq, a predicted model, not a curated record
AGGCCCUGUGUGAUCUCUCCCGGGGGCAGUGUGGGCCACAGCCGUGUGGAGCGAGGCACAGGGACUGUGUGGGUGGAGGACCGCCUGGCAGAGCUGAGAGGGACCCCGAAGGCUCGAAGGCCGGUGGUCGCCGGAAGUGGGGUGUAGUCGAUGGUGCAGGACUCCUUAGGAGUGAAGGGUUUGCAGCCGCGUUUGCUUCCUGACAGGGUCUCAGGCGGCCCUCGGAGUGCAGCUGGUGGUGACCCUGUUCACUGCCACCCUCAUGCACAGGCUGGCUCCACACUGCUCCUUUGCCCGCUGGCUGCUCUGUAACGGCAGCCUGUUCCGCUACAUACACCCGUCAGAAGAGGAACUGCGGGUGCUGGCAGGGAAACCAAGGCACAGAGGCAGGAAGGACCGGUGGGCAAAUGGCCUUCAUGACGAGAAGCCAUUGUCAGUGCCUCGAGACGCCCCUUUCCAGCUGGAGACCUGUCCCCUCACUGCUGCGGAUGCCCUAGUCCUGCGCUUCUUUCUGGAAUACCAAUGGUUCGUGGACUUCGCGGUGUACUCUGUCGGUGUGUUCCUCUUCACGGAGGUCUACUAUUUUGUGCUGGGCCCAGUCCAGGAGACCAACAUUGCCGUGUUCUGGUGCCUGCUCACAUUGGCUUUUUGUCUCAAGGUGUUCCUCAUGGUGACCCGACUGUACUUCAGUGCCAAAGAGGGCGGCGAGCGCGCAGUCUGCCUCACCUCUGCCUUCCUCUUCCUGCUUUUAGCCAUGCUGGUGCAGGUGGUGCGGGAGGAGCUCCUGGAGCUGGGUCUGCAGCCAGGUCUAGCCAGCGUUACCCAGAACCUGGAACCUGUGCUGAAGAAACAGGAUUGGGACUGGGCACUCCCCGUGAUCAAGCUGGCCAUCUGCCUUGGGCUGGCGAUGCUGGGCUCCUUGCUGGGCGCCUUACUCAUUUUCCCAGGCCUGAGGCUGGCGCAGACUCACCAGGAUGCACUGACCCUGUCUGCAGACCGGCCGCUGUUGCAGCUGCUCCUGCACACCAGCUUCCUGUCGCCCCUGUGCACCCUGUGGCUCUGGACAAAGCCUAUCGCUCGAGACUUCUUAUACCAGGCACCCAUGAGGAACAUGACCUCUUCUCUGCCGUCAGAAGGGGCCUUCGAUUCCCUGCGUCUCUGGGUUCUGGUGGCGCUGUGCCUGCUGCGGCUAGCCGUGACCCGGCCUCACCUGCAGGCCUACCUCUGCCUGGCCAAGACUCGAGUGGAGCAGCUGCGCAAGGAGGCUGGCCGCAUUGAGGCCCGUGAGAUUCAGCAGCGGGUGGUCCGGGUCCACUGCUACGUGGCCGUGGUGAGCCUGCAGUACCUGACUCCGCUCAUCCUCACUCUGCACUGCACCCUGCUGCUCAAGACCGUGGGCGGCUACUCUUGGGCCCUGGGCCCUGUUCCAACACCACUGACCCCGCGCCAGUCUUCAGACAUUUUGAUCUCUGUGGACCCAGCAGAGGAUGAAGUCCAGCAGACUGUGGCCCAAGUCGCAGGCGUCCUGGGCGGCCUGUUUACGCCCCUCUUUCUUCGUGGCGUGCUGGCCUACCUCAUCUGGUGGACUGCUGCCUGCCAGCUGCUCUCCAGCCUCUUCGGCCUCUAUUUCCACCAGCACCUGGCAGUUUCCUAGCAUGAUGCCACUAGGCACUGGCGUCUGAUCCCAGUUCACAGGAUUGGAACUGUCUGUCCCCUGUGUGUGCACCUCAGUACCCCUAGACAACCUAGGGGUAAGGGUAGAAACUCGCCACCAUCUCUCACCUUAGUGCCUAGAUCAUGGACCCCUUGAAUCAGGUUCCCCUGGACCUGGAGGCCAUGGUCCUCAAGUGUGUGUAUGUGUGUGUGUGCACGCAAGAGUGCAUGCCUGCAUGUGUGUACAGGAUGUCAGUGGGAGGCUGCUCUCAAUAAAAGGGGUGGGCCACUUUUACAGAAAUAUGCCAGAGGCUAGGGAGAUAAGCAGGGGAGACCUGGGUGGUGAGGGCUUAGGAGAGUGGUACUAGGCAGGAGUGGAACAAUGGAGGAGGUUAGGGAUUGCCAGAAAGCUAGGGUGGAGCUCAGGCCCAGCAUCCACGUGUCCCUGGGGUCCAUCACUAUCACUAGGAGGGAAUGAGACAGUGGGAUUAGCCUAGACUAGUAACAAGAUCAUGUCUCCAAAACAAGAAAACAAGGGGGAGGGAGAGAGAACUGUCACCAGCUUGCUUGGAUGCUGUGAGGUGACUGCUGACUUGUAUUCAAGACCCUGGUGACUGAGGGUCACCACCAACUCCAGCGUUGUCCCGUUCCUGUGACUGUAUGUGCAUGUGUUCAUGAGACAUGCAUGGGCUUUGUGGCCCUCCUACAUAUGGAAAAUGUAUAUUGAGAAUAAAAAUGGAGGCCUCCUGUAGUGUUGCCUAGUAAAACUGCCAAUGCCUGGGAGCAGUGCCGUCACAGCCCUGAGGGCUCACUCUGGAGAGAUGGAAAGGACUCAGGAACGUGACAGUUGUCCAGGCCCACAAGUGCCAUUAUGAAAGGCUCAGAGGACAGCUUAGCACGUAGGGCUUGCCUUCUACCUUUGAGACAGGGUCUCUUGUUCAGGGAGUCUCUGGUUUCCACCUCCCACCUUGCCAUAGUGGUGCGGGGAUUACACUUGUGUUGCUCCGUCCCACUUAUGUGGGUUCUGGGAACCUGAACUCAGGUCUUUAUGAGUGCAGCAAACAUGACUAAUGUGUGUAUGCCAUGAAUCCGCAGGAUUUUCUUGAAGGCAUAUCUGGAGUUUCCUGACUCUUGGGAAAGGCUCCCAAACUGGCAUGGACAAAGCUGUGGGAGCUUGAGGAAGGUUCCAUGGGCAUCAAGGAUGGGCAAGCAAAGGAUGCUAUGCCCUGCAGGGGUGCAAAAAGCAGACAAUCCUGAAAAACCAAGGCUCUGCUCUGGAGGACCUGAGAGUGACUUCAGAAUGGAGGGCACACACGGCAGAUGGUCCUACCACAGCACUUGGCUGGUCGGGGGCUGGGCUGCUUUCCAGUGGCUGAAGUCUAUGGUUGCCAAUAAUGACAGAGGCAGGCCAGCCAGUGCUAUGCAAGAAGUUGAAGUCAGCCUGGAUUAUAUAUCUCAGAUAUAUAAAUAAAUAUACGAAGCAUUUUUUAAUCGGCAGAUUCA